Molecule: messenger RNA, 582 nt
Organism: Harmonia axyridis
Lineage: Eukaryota; Metazoa; Arthropoda; Insecta; Coleoptera; Coccinellidae
Exons: 3
Coding region: 158-460 (100 amino acids)
Molecular function (GO): nucleic acid binding
Source: RefSeq, a predicted model, not a curated record
UUUCUCCAUGUUUUUCAUCGCAACUUUCAGAGGUUAGUUUUCAUGAGUUUAAUUGAAGUGAAUUUUUUGAAAUUGAAUUGAUAACUUGGAAGAAUAUCUUAAUUCACGCAGAUAUCUAAAGAUUCAUUAUUAUACGAGCAUACUUGGAUUAUGAAAUAUGGGGAAGGAAACAGCAAGGUUAUAUGUGAGGUUUCCAGUGAAAAUUAAUGAAGAAUUGGAAGUAAAGAAUCUUUGCUCAUAUAUUGAAGCAGUGCACUUACCACGACAGAAAUCUGCACGCUGGUGCAUUGUAGAUUUUAAGUCAUCAGAACAAAGACAGGAGGGAAUUCAAAUUUUGAAACAGAUCAAGAUUAAAGGAAAAUAUCUCAUUGUCAAAUCGAUGAAUUGUAAAUCCAAACUUCAAAAGUCUCAGAAGAAGUCUGAUUGUGUUGAUUCAGUUCAAGAGUUGCUGAAGAUUUGAAUAAGUUUCAAAUAAGAUAUAUCUUUGUAUAAUGGAAAGGAUUGAUUGUUACAUUGUUGAACUGUUGUGGUUUUUUGUAUAUUGAGUCAAUUUAUGUUAUUUAAAUAAACUACUCCAUAAAA